Molecule: messenger RNA, 3325 nt
Organism: Aedes albopictus (Asian tiger mosquito)
Lineage: Eukaryota; Metazoa; Arthropoda; Insecta; Diptera; Culicidae
Exons: 5
Coding region: 703-2460 (585 amino acids)
Biological process (GO): cell migration; actin filament organization; protein transport to vacuole involved in ubiquitin-dependent protein catabolic process via the multivesicular body sorting pathway
Cellular component (GO): ESCRT-0 complex
Molecular function (GO): protein binding
Source: RefSeq, a predicted model, not a curated record
UGGCCAGUUGAGUUUCAUUGUUCCACAGAAAAUGGUGCAUCGCGGGAUGACGGUCGCGUAAUCGCACACACAGCUUCUCGUACAUUUUGUGCACCAAAUUUAGUCGCGGAAUUUCGGUCCAGUUUCCCGUGUGGCACCUCACCACCCGUCGUUGUUGGUUUCGGUUCCGUUUGCCUCCGUUUCGGUUUCGUAAGCCAUUUCCGGGGAGGUAAACUUUAGUUCGCUGCGCGAGUGACUCAUAUCCGAAAGGACGGGUUAUUUUUUGUUGUGAAAAUUUACGUCGAAUUCCAUCGUUGGUCGGUGGUGGAAAAAGGUCUGUGUCGCAAGCAAGAAAGAAGUAACGGCGAGGCGAUUGGUGCUGGCUGCGGGGUGCAGCUCUUGUGUUUCGGUUCAGAAAAUAUUGUGCUUGUGAGUUUGUGUGUAUCGUUGUGUGGAAUUAAAGGUUGAGUUGGAGUAUACGCUUGGAGCUCUAGCAGCAGCAGCGCAACACCAGCAGAAAAGAACGUGAAGCAGGAAGCAGAGGCCAGCUCGUCUCGGUAGCCCAGCGAGAUAGUCAGCAGACCUAUAGCGCAAAGCGGGACUGGACGAGUGUAUGUGUUGGAUUUCGUUGCACCUCUUUGCCAUAUGAAUAGUAGGUAUGCUGUGUGAUUGCAUCUGGUUAUACAUACACCCAUGUUUUUUGAACGAACGACUUGAUUAAAUAUGACGAUCCCAUCAAGACCAGCCCCACCGCCUCCCCAGGCAUCCUCCAAUAUAACCACACGCUACAGCCCGGCCACCAACUGGGAUGACACACCAUUCAGUCCUCCACCAAUCGGUUUUGUCGCAGCCAACAGCAGACCCGUUCCUCCACUUUCGGGAAACCAAGCAAACAUGAAACCGAAGAAAGCGCCUCCACCGAGACCUCCCCCACCGAAAGUGGUCCCAGCACUGAAGAAACCCGGUCAGCCACAGUCCGUCAACAUUCUGUCGAACUUGUUUGGUCAAAAACGAAGCCAUGCAUCGAAGGGAACGGUCAAGUCCCAGCAAGGACAGCUGCCCAUGAAAUUACCACCGCCCCCGAAGCAACCGCCACCCCUAAACCAACAUCCGACUGGACACUACGGUUCCAUCGGAUUCACCUCGGGGAACAAUGCUCAACCCAGCACCGCUGCUUCCGGGUCGGAGCUGAUCAGCUUCGAUUCGCCACCAAGCUCACCAACGUUCACGCAGAAAUCCUGCAGCGACUGCAUCAGCGUGGACAGUUUCAGUUCCGACUCGAACUAUUCCUCCCCCAACAAUGGCAACAUGUCCCAGGCGGAGAGCGGCUUCGAGGAUGAUUUCGUCAGCCAGCACGAGCACCAGCGCUCGAAGGCCACCACACCGGCAUCGUCUACGUCUUCUGCGGCGACGCCAUCGUCCUCGUCAGCCCUAAAAGACCUCUGGGACCUAUCCGACGCCUUCGGAAUGCAACAAACGGCGAGGUCUACUACGACGCCCUCCAGUAUCUACGCACCGGUAUGCUCCGCCACGAUACGAGCCCCCGCGGUGAACAGCAAACUCUACGCGUCCGAAUUUGUGGAUCCCCUGUGCAACGGAAAAUCCGUGGCCCCCAAAGUGCAAACCGUCGCGAUGCCGACCAUCAUCAAACCCGGAGGCGCCGCCGCCAGCAGUAGUCAAAAGAGCACACCCGUGCACAGCAUCGGUGGUCUCAAAGCGAAACCGGCCCCAUUACCCCUCUGGACAUCAUCGGCCAAACCGCCAAUUUCAGUUCCUGUUACUACACCGGCGGGGAACAACACCUUCGAAGAUGACGACAGUGAGGAAUCGCUGGAGUCCCUACCGUCGCCACCGAUGCCAAACAUUCCACCACCUCCGCCGCCGGCGUCCUUCCUGGUAGUGGAUCAGCCAACAGAUGAUCUGGAGGAAGUGCCUGUCGCCAGCGGCGAGCCAUACGGAAUCGCGAUGUACGAUUUCAACGGGGAAACCGAUGAGGAUCUCAGUUUUAGGACAAACGAUAAAAUCUACUUGCUAAAGCGACUGAACGAGGAAUGGCUGCUGGGCAAAGACCGACGUGGCUGCGAGGGUAUGUUCCCUGCAAAUUACAUCGAUGUGAAGGUCCCGCUUCGGGAAGCACAGGCUCGAACCAGCGGCGGUUCCAGCACCAUUACCACCAGCAGCAGCAGCAUAAGUGGCAGUAGCAGAUCCGAAACUGCUAUCAAUCAUCGUGAUAUUAGUCAUAGUGGAACCGAUAGCUUUAGAACCCAUCACCACCCGCAAGUGCGCGUGCUGUACACCUUCACCGCCGAAACCGCGGAAGAUUUAACGAUAGUGGAAAACGAGUUCGUCACCGUGCUGGGCCAGAUCACGCCCGAGUGGUUGUACGGAGAAGCGCACGGUCAGCGCGGCCAGUUUCCGGCCAACUUUGUCGAGUACGUUCCAGCCAAUCUACCUCUAGUGCCGGCCAACGAUAGGACGUAAAACGCGUAAGCACUUUGUGUUUGUAUCAUCUCCCGCCACUCUGGCAUUGUUGUUUGGUCCUACACUAAAAGCGCCUUGUUGCAAACGUGCGGAAAUCGGAGAUACCGCGGUAGAUGAUCCACUUUUUUGAAGGAAUUUCACACAGAAGCAUCGGAAGAAAUGAAUCAACCGACAAGCCAUUAACUGAAAAUAGUAGCAAAUGUCUUUAGAAGAGUAAGCAUUUUUUUUCAUUUCUUCUCGAUUGAAUAGUUGUAAAUAUAGCUUUUGUGUUAGCUGGAAUAAUCUGUCGCAGAAUGUUGCAAAGCCGACGUUUAGCUAUUCUCUUGGUUUUAACGGGGUAAUGAUGAUGAACGAGUUUGUCCGCACGUGAUCGCCUGUGGAGAGUGAGGAAUGGUUGAGAUUUGUCCACUUAUUGUACGAAAAGCGAAAAACAGAGUCUUUUGCAGGCCUCCCAAAUAUGUGAUUUGAACGUGAUGGUAUUAAUGUUAGUUUUGCAUGAGAACCAACUUUUCUAAACACAGUUUGUCCUUUGAAUGUGGAAGAGAUCGUCGAGCGAUAAAAGUAGUAUAACUAUAUAAAAGAAACUGAUAACCUUUAGACUUACUUGAUCUGAAUCUACACUUUUGCCACAUCACGGCACCAAAUUGGAACUCCGCUGGUAAUCUUGUUGCUACGACGGAAGUUGUUAGUAUCCUAUUAACUUGUCUAUAUACACACAUAAACACUUCGUAUUAAGUAAACUCUUUAAACUUAGUCAUAAUUUAUUCAAAAAUAUCCACAUACACAGAGUACACACCGAAAGCUGACUACUAUUGGUAGGUUCUUUUGUAAAGAUUUUUACUUUGGAAAUAAAAACUAAAACAUA